GUAGCGCCGACUGUCGGGAUGCAGCGAGUAGAUUAAACGGAUCGAAGGGCGAAACGGCUGUUAUGGAGUGUCAUGUUUUAUUUUAAUUACCCCAAAAGCUGACGAAAAGGACUUAAACGUGAUCAGACGGACAUGAAUUUACCGAUUGUGUUGAGCUGAAGCAACAGGUGAGACAGAGGCGUUGUGACAUGACAAGGUGGUCAAAUGACAGGUGUGUGUUCAGAUCUCACAGCCUAGGGUGCCUACAGAGACGUGUUUUUUUGACAGCCUGCUUAUGGGGAAACUAGUGGAUCGUUAAAAAACACAUAGUGUACGAAGAUGUGAACAGCUCAGAAUACAACAUCACGUGUUGUCAUCUUGAGACCACUAACCUGUCCUCUUGGUCCACAUAGGGAAAGUUAUCAAGAAUAUGGUCCGUCUUCGGUUGUCACCUGCAUCUCUUCAUUAUCCCAUUGGAUCACGAGUUUGUAUGCAGCUCUCAUCAGGCACUUGGACAUCACAUCUGCAGGUUUGAGAGAGUCGAAUGUCUGUGAUAGGAGACAGCAGAAGGUCCAAGCAGUCUUCGUGGUGUCUGAAGGGACUGAGAAGACGUUGAGAGUCUUGACUUGGAAGAUAUGGCAGAGCAUGGAGAGCUGCUAGCAGAAAUGGCAACUAUCGGCCGUCUUUCGGCCACUGAGCGCCUGAAGCAGGCGCAGAAGAGACGCGCGCAGCAGCUGAAAGGCUGGGAGCAGAUGGACAAGGACAGUGCCCGUGGUCACAAGGGAGAUGGGGUGAAGAAAGGCAGAAGGGUGACCUUCCACACCAACAUAACGUUACUGGAGGCUUCAGCCAGGAAUGACAUAGAGGAGGUACGAGAGUUGCUGAAUAAUGGAGUCAGUCCAGACCUGUACAAUGAGGACGGGCUCACUGCGCUACAUCAGAGCUGCAUAGAUGAUUUUUUGAAUGUAGCCCGCUGUCUUCUGGACGCGGGCGCAAACGUGAAUGCGUGUGACAGUGAGCUAUGGACCCCUUUACAUGCAGCGGCCACCUGCGGGCACACUAACCUCGUCCAGAUGCUGAUAGAAGCGGGUGCAGAUCUGUUGGCGGUGAAUGCCGAUGGAAACAUGCCGUAUGAUUUGUGUGAGGACGAGGCUACGCUAGAGCUCAUAGAGAUGAUCAUGGCAGAGCAGGGGAUUACUCAGGAGAGAAUUGACGAAUGUCGCGGAGCCAAGGAGAAAGCGAUGCUGUCUGACCUCCGAGAGCUGGUGGCGAGCGGAGGUGAUCUGAAUGUGAAGGACGAGCAGGGGGCCACUCUGCUGCAUAUAGCUGCUGCUCAUGGAUACAUGUCAGUGGGGGAGCUGUUGCUCGAGCACAGGAUUUCUCCUGACGACCGGGACGCUGACGGGUGGACGCCGCUCCAUGCUGCCGCCUGCUGGGGACAGAUCCAUAUGGUGGAGUUGCUGGUGGCUAACGGUGCGAGUUUAAACGCCAAGUCUGAGCUGGACGAGACUCCUCUGGAUGUGUGCACUGAUGAGGAGGUCCGGGCCAAAAUGAUGGAGUUGAAACACAAGCAUGAUGCCAUCAUGAAGGGUCAGGACAAACACAAGAACACACUGCAGAGACGAGUGUCCAGCACGGGCAGCAGAGGUAAAGUAGUGAGGCGCAGCAGUGUGAAUGAGCGCAGCAGUCUGUACCGCAGAGAGCAUCAGAAGGAAGCCAUGGUGUGGAAAGAGAGAGGAAGACAGACAGAUGCCCUGGAUGAUGAUGAAGACAGACAGACGGAUGCAGAACUGAACCUGCACGCUGCACUGGUGUCCGGUACUAAUGCCACCCCUGUUCAUCCAUUAGAGGUUAUGGAGGUGGAAAACGGAGCUCAGGUUUUGGGGAACGGCAGCACAGCGGCCUUUUCCUCCUCACUUCCUGGAGAACUCCAGGGCGGGGGCCGCAGGGAUCGCAGCGCAUCCUAUCAGCUCACUCCGGAUUCGGAUGCUACCAGCGGGGACAGCAUGAGCCGAGAGAGAUCUCACCACACGCUCGCAGAUCUCAAGCGGCAGAGAGCUGCGGCUAAACUACAGAAACACCCGGCACCUCCUUUACCCCUGUCUGCUGGCCCUCAGGAUGAGCUCGUCCCUGAAGGGCCACUGGAACCCAUUAUAUCGCUACAGCAGGACGCGGCCCCCAAUGCAGUGUACUUUACCCCAGCCAGUGGAGAUCCACCUCUACUGAAGCUGAGAGCACCAGAGGAGGACACGACUAACACAAAAGAGCCGUGCUGUGGACUCAUGUAGAAGCAGCAAAUGAACACGUUUGGCUUCAUGUGAUCGCGCAGUUCUUAUGUGCCGCAUGGACGAACGUAAAAUAUCAGGCAGGUACGUGGAAAUGAGUUUUUAUGUGCAAGUCAAGCUUUCUCUCAUGGAAUAAUAGCAAUGACUGGAUUGAAUAACACGCGAAGAAAUAAGAAGAAAAAAACAGCCCAUGUUUUCAAAACUUCCAUUAUUUGCAGUAUUUCACACUAUUAUGCUUUUAUUUUAUUUAGUUGUUAUGGUCAUUAAAGUUUCAAAGGCUCUGUUCAAUACAGAAAAAAACCCGACACAGCACUUUACUUGACCAAACUUUCAUCAAUCUUCAUAUCUUCAAUGGAUAUAUGUACUGUAUAUGUAAAAUCAUAUUGGUAUAAAUAAGCUCAUUUGAAUUGCACUGAUCAAAGUAAAAUCGCAUUUCAUUAUUGCAUUUUUAAAGGAGUAGUUCACUUUUAAAAAAAACUUUUGCUGAUUAUUUACUCACCCCCAUGU
Pimephales promelas (fathead minnow) is the source of this 2771-nucleotide messenger RNA. It is a transcript of the gene ppp1r16a, whose product is annotated as protein phosphatase 1, regulatory subunit 16A. Gene Ontology annotation, molecular function: enzyme inhibitor activity; protein binding; myosin phosphatase regulator activity. Gene Ontology annotation, cellular component: cytoplasm. The record is from RefSeq and is a predicted model, not a curated record. Lineage: Eukaryota; Metazoa; Chordata; Actinopteri; Cypriniformes; Leuciscidae.